Messenger RNA from Anisakis simplex (herring worm), 333 nucleotides. NCBI's taxonomy places the organism in Eukaryota, Metazoa, Nematoda, Chromadorea, Rhabditida, Anisakidae. The record is from the annotation of a GenBank genome assembly.
AUGGCUAACGCUAACUUCGAGCCGAUGCCAUUCAUCAGAAAAUUUGGUUCCGAUAAACUGGAGUCGGUUGGUACCACCAGUUAUGGAGCAGCCACAUCAUCUGCUGUUGUACUUGAAGAAUCACCUUUCAUCGAACUGUCUGGUGUGACCCGAAUGCGAGUACCAGUGAGUGGAGCAUGUCGCAAAUGCGGCUAUGCAGGGCAUUUAGCGUUUCAGUGUCGUAAUCUGAUUCAACCGAAGAAUUGCGCAGAUACAUUUCUGGACGUUUCAUCGACCAGCUCCGAAUCCGACUACGAAACACCGCUUACUGCCAAAGGUGAUGCUUAUUGUUAG